Messenger RNA from Tachysurus fulvidraco (yellow catfish), 3034 nucleotides. It is a transcript of the gene skila, whose product is annotated as SKI-like proto-oncogene a. Gene Ontology annotation, cellular component: nucleus. Gene Ontology annotation, biological process: negative regulation of BMP signaling pathway. Lineage: Eukaryota; Metazoa; Chordata; Actinopteri; Siluriformes; Bagridae. The coding region runs from base 293 to 2308 and encodes 671 amino acids. Gene Ontology annotation, molecular function: RNA polymerase II cis-regulatory region sequence-specific DNA binding; DNA-binding transcription factor activity, RNA polymerase II-specific; SMAD binding. The record is from RefSeq and is a predicted model, not a curated record. The transcript is spliced from 9 exons.
CUUCUGUCUGGAACAACAACAAGCGUUCGGCAGGAACCGUGUGGUCGUGAUUACUGUAGUAUACGUUCAGAAACAGCAGUUCUUCAUUCGUGACACCGAAAUAGAGACGUUUUGAGUGGAUUUUUCUCUCGAGCGACGAUAACAUCAUCAGAACGAAGUGGAACUCUACCCUGUCCCCAUGCCAGUACACUGAGGCUGUGAGACAAGCCAACAGGAAGACUGUGGAGGUGUGAGACACGUGUGGGCAGACAGGUCACAGUGUGUGUGUGAGAGAGUUACAGAGAGAGACGGCAUGGCGAGUGUGACGGUGCCAGUUAGAGACAUGAGCGCUCUGCAGUACGGGGGGAAGCGUGUGUGCAGGGACAGACCAGAGGAUGCGCCCAUAAAGAAGCGUUUGAUGGCGGAGAUGAAGCUGACGUGCAGAGUGAAACGGGAAGAUUCGGAGUGUGACAAAGCCUUGGACCUGAGUCCGGGUCUCAAACACACUCUGGCUCAGUUCACGCUGAGCAGCCGGAGCUCACUGGGGGGACCGGCCGCUUUCUCCGCACGCACAGACACGAGCUCACCGCAGCCCGUCGCCCCACCCCUUCCAUCUCCCUCUGUCCUGGGGGCGGGGCCCCUGUUGGUGCCGAGCGACAGGUCAACCGAGUUGACGCACGCGAUGCUGGAGGGUGAUUCAAUCUCCAGCUUUGUUGUGGGCGGAGAGAAGCGUCUGUGUCUGCCGCAGGUUUUGAACUCAGUCCUGCGGGACUUCACGCUGCAGCAGAUUAAUGCCGUGUGUGAUGAGCUGUAUGUUUACUGUGCUCGCUGUGACGCCGACCAGCUGCACGUCCUCAAAGUGCUCGGCAUCCUUCCCUUCAACGCCCCAUCCUGUGGCCUCAUCACGCUGACCGACGCUCAGAGGCUGUGCAAUGCGCUGCUCCGUCCCGGCUCCACACACAAUCGCCCCCAGCCCGGGGUAAAAGGUUCAUCUGUUAACGGACAGUUCGGCUUUCAGGUGGAACACCAGUGCCUGGGGAAGUGCCGCGGCGUGUUUGUGCCACAGUUCUACGUUCGUCCGGACGCACCGUGCGUGCAGUGUGUGGAGUGCCAGCUGCUGUUCUCGCCCCAGAACUUCGUCAUGCACUCGCACCGCACCCCCGACAAACGCACCUGCCACUGGGGCUUCGACUCCACACGCUGGCCGCGCUACCUGCACCUGAGCCGUCGCUACGAGGGCACCGCAGACGAGCCCAAACUCAGCACAGUGCUUGACCAAAUGAAGGAGAAGUUUCACCUGACAUCAGACACCACACCUGUGGACCAGGCUGUAGAUGAGGACCCCCAUGUGAGGAAGUCUUGUCCUGCUACUGAUCAGGUGUGUGACAUGAAGAGAAAGGGAUCUCUGGCCUUUACUCGUCUGUGCCCCGACAUCAAACAGGAAGUCGGACCUCCUUCGAUCGUCCAUCCCAGCUACUGCCUGUACCCUUACGAUAAGAUGGUGGCACCCAACGUUUCUCUACAGAAGAACAGUGAGAGUGACGGAGCAGACACUUUAGGAACCCUGCUGAAACAACACUACAGCAGGACAACACACGAUGUCCAUGCCACCACUUCUUCUGUCAUACACCAACAGAAAUAUUGCUGUGGUGAUGAAACGUGUCCACCCCCAUCGACCGUCUCCAUGGAAACAGACGGGAAGGAAGAGGAUGAUAAGAAGCAGCUGGUGUUUGAGAUGGUUCACAUGUACAACAAACAGCAGGAGAAGCUGAAUGCUACGCUGCACACGCAGAGGGAGCUAGAGACGGAGCUGCAGACGGUGUGUGAUGGUGAUGCAGAGAGGUGGAGGCGUUUGACUGUGGAGCACAGUGCGCUGCAGAGCGAGUUGGAGGCAGUGCACACUGAGCAUGCUCAGAAAUUGGGGCGGGUACAGCAGGAGCAGAGAGAGCUGGAGAAAAGACUGGAAAAGCUCCGACACGCAUACAGGCAGUGUACCUGUCAGAGCCAGGAGGAGCAGUACACCAACCAGCUGUGUGACCUGAGAGUGAGGCUGGAGCAGGCCGAGGCAGAGAGACAGGAGCUGCAGGAUGAACUGAGGAGAGAGAAAGACGCCCGGAAGAAUCUGGAGCUGCUCAUCAGUCAGCUUCAGCAGCAGAUCACCAGCUCAGCCAAUCACAGCCCUCAGAGCAUCUACUUGACCAAUCACAGCUCUCAAAUCACUGACUCAGACACUUGCAGCUCUAAAACCCUCACACCAGCCAGUCACAGUCCUCAGAGCCAACACACACAGUCACCUGCAACCACACACAGCGGGGCCGAGUUGUCCUGAACACACACACUUUAGAAUGAAUUUUGAGGACUUUUUAUAAUUCAUUUUAUAAAACAUUUUAUUAGUAUUAUUAUUAUACCAUUGUUGAGGUUUACUCUGAUGUGUGUGUGCGCACAACAAUCGCAACACACACACACAAUGCAGCUGUGAGUAUUAAUAUCUAGACACACAACUCAUGGUGAGAGAGCUUUACAUCACCACCAUUAAUUCAUAUGUCAUUAAACACAGUCAUUUAUUUAUUUAUUUUCCAGCCAGUGAACCCUGUGUUCCAUGAUUGGAAAUAACACACGAAUCACUUGAGUCCUAAUGAUUAUGUUAAUGACUGAAUAUUAAUGUUCAUAACUUUACAGAGUCUAAAACUUACAGUCCCACAGGAACACACACACAUCGGUGACAUGCCAAACAAAAGCUGUGCCAUAAAUCACACACUUCUGUACUGUUCGAAAGUGUACAAACAUAGAAGAAGGCAUUGAUGUAGACGUGUGUUAAUGAUGUUCCUGUUACUCACCACUUAUCAGAAGAGUCUGAGCGAGUGUGUGAAGGAGGAACAGUUCUCUAUACUGCUUUGUGUCAUGUAAUAAUAAUGAUCAUUUUUAUUAUUAUAAAGUUUUAUUGAGGUCAUUGUAUUAUGUGAAUAAUAGAUAUUUAUUGUUACAACUGUUAUUUCUUAUAAUCAUCUUUCAUUUAUAUCAUGAUUGUGUGAUAUAAAUUCUAGUUAUGGUUGUA